AUGGCUAUUACUUCAUUUGUAAGCUUUCUUCUAUCUCUUCUUCUUAUCUUAGUUCAGGCAAAGGGCAGAAAUGUUUCAACUUGUCCAAAGUCAUUUUCAUGUGGAGAUUUUACAGACAUGAGCUUUCCUUUCUCUCUUUCCACACAACCUGAUUGUGGAAUGAUGUCCAUGUCUGGUUGUGAUGCUAAACCAUAUCCAAAAAUCCAACUAGUUCCUGGAGGAGAAUGGUACUAUGCUAUAGACAUGCAUAAUUCAUCAGUUUGGCUUAGGGACCCGAAGCUUCAAACAACGUUGACACAACACAAGUGCCAGGCUUUUAACAAAAAUUUCUCCCUUCCAAACUAUCAUUUUAUGUCUUUCCAUAUGGUUAAUAUUCACAGCUUCUUCAAAUGCAUCAGUACCAGUAAUAAUGCCCGUAACAUUACACACAAGAAGAACGAUCAUUUUGUCGGUUAUAAUAUGUACAAUGGCUGUGAAGGCUUUAACAUAUACUACAAUCUUUCCAAAGGAGCAGACAAUCUUCCUACCAACUGUUCACUUAUCAGAUUGCCAAUCGACUCAAGUCAUGGUGAUUUGUUCGACGUGUUAGGUCCUGAAUUUCUAGUAGAAUGGGAACUGUCUGAUGAAUGUAAUGAAUGUCAUGAUGGUGGAGGUCAAUGCCAAACUGACAAAACCAACAAAUUUUCUUGUCACAAAGAUGCAAAAACACCUACAAGUACUACCGAUCAAAGAAAAGAAACAACUGGAAGAAAUAUGGUGGGGCUGAUUGUGGGAACAGGUGCAAGUUUGUCUACUGUUGGACUGUUGGUUUUACUACUCUUUUGCUUCAGAGAAAAAAAGUUGUGGUACAAAUACCGCAUCAGAUUUUGGGAAUCUAAUGCUCAGGAUCACCAAAGAGUUGAAGAAUUCUUAAAGAACUACGGAUCAUACGCUCCAAACAGAUACAAUUAUACAGACAUCAAAAGAAUCACCGGUCGCUUCAGAAACAAACUAGGCCAAGGAGGAUUUGGUAAUGUAUACAGAGGAAGUUUGCGUAACGGGAGUGAAGUAGCAGUAAAGGUCCUGAAUGAACUAAAAGGCAGUGGUGAAGAUUUCAUUAAUGAAGUGGCAAGUAUUAGCAGAACAUCACAUGUCAACAUUGUGAGCCUUGUGGGAUUUUGUUUUGAGGGUCACAAAAGAGCUCUUGUAUAUGAGUUCAUGCCAAAUGGAUCUCUUGAAAAAUUUAUCUAUGAGGAAAGAUCCGAUAGUGUUCGCCAAUUAGGUUGGCCAAUAUUAUACAAAAUUGCACUAGGCAUUGCUCGAGGAUUAGAGUACUUGCACCGUGGUUGUAACACUCGGAUUUUGCAUUUUGAUAUAAAGCCUCAUAAUAUCCUUCUUGAUGACAAUUUUUGUCCUAAAAUCUCUGAUUUUGGUCUUGCUAAAUUGUGCAUGAAACAAGAGAGUAUUGUGUCAAUGUUAGGUCCACGAGGGACUAUCGGUUAUAUUGCUCCAGAAAUUGUUUGUAGAAACUUGGGAGGUGUCUCUCACAAGUCUGACGUCUAUAGCUAUGGAAUGAUGGUCCUAGAGAUGGUUGGAGGAAGAAAAAAUGUUGAUGUUGGAGUUGAUCGUACGAGUGAAAUCUACUUUCCACAUUGGCUCUAUCGACGAAUUGAACUAGACGAAGAGCUUCAACUAAUCGGGAUAAUGAAUGAAGAGGAGAAUGAAUGUGCAAGAAAGAUGGUGAUAGCGAGUUUAUGGUGCAUACAGACUGAUCCUGCAAAUCGACCAUCGAUGAGCAAGGUUGUGGAAAUGUUAGAAGGGAAACUAGACUCUUUGCAAAUGCCUCCCAAGCCUUACCUAUAUUCUCCCUCAAGAUCAGAGGUAGAUUCAUCAAUAAUAGAACUGACAACAACAACUUACCUAGUAUAG
Messenger RNA from Solanum verrucosum, 1908 nucleotides. RefSeq names its product rust resistance kinase Lr10-like. Gene Ontology annotation, molecular function: protein kinase activity; ATP binding. The record is from RefSeq and is a predicted model, not a curated record. Bases 1 to 1908 code for a protein of 635 amino acids. The transcript is spliced from 3 exons. NCBI's taxonomy places the organism in Eukaryota, Viridiplantae, Streptophyta, Magnoliopsida, Solanales, Solanaceae. Gene Ontology annotation, biological process: protein phosphorylation.